Molecule: messenger RNA, 1846 nt
Organism: Nicrophorus vespilloides
Lineage: Eukaryota; Metazoa; Arthropoda; Insecta; Coleoptera; Silphidae
Gene: goe
Product: endothelin-converting enzyme 2
Exons: 9
Coding region: 29-1729 (566 amino acids)
Biological process (GO): protein processing
Cellular component (GO): plasma membrane
Molecular function (GO): metalloendopeptidase activity
Source: RefSeq, a predicted model, not a curated record
UAAAAUAUAUUGAUGCUAUUUAUGAUUUAUGUUUGCAGGAGGUUGGUAUGUUUUACGUGAUUGGAAUAUGGUGGAUUUCGAUUACAUGAAGAUACUGAAGCAAUUGCAUGUGAAGUUCGGCGUCUCGCCUUAUUUCAAAAUAUCGGUGAUACCAAAUCCCAGGGAACCCGGAAACAGUAGCAUUUCGAUAUCACCCUCAGGCUUAGGACUUCCAGAUCGUAAUUACUAUUACGCACCGCAAAAAGACACGAUUGUAGCCGCUUACAAACAGCUUAUUAGGGAUAUUGUUAUUAAUUUGGGAGCUCCAAAGGCGAAUGCAGAAACCUUCGGAAACGACGUAUUCUUCUAUGAACAGAGGAUCGCUGAAAUGACACCAGAAACUAGCGAUUUACUUGAUCCUAUUCACAGUUACAAUCCUAUUCAUCUCUCUGAACUGAAACUGACAUCAUCAACGCUACCGUUGCACGAUAUUUUAACUGCCAUGUACCCUUCUGCAAAUGUCGAUGAUAAUACUGAAAUUAUCGUCACGCAUCCAGAUUAUCUACUUAAAGUCUCGCAAAUUAUUUCAUCAACGGAUAGGAAGAGCAUGAACGGUUAUAUGAUUUGGACACUAGUCAGGGAAUAUCUACCCUAUCUUUCCACUCAAUACACUUCGGCUAUAGACGCUUUCCAUAAUGAGCUUUUAGGCGUAGCUAAACCGUUUCAGCGAUGGGAAUUCUGCGCCAAUUUAGUGCAGAGAUUCAUGCCACUCGCCAUUGACGCCUUGAUUGACAAAGCAAAUCCUGUUAGAAACAAAACGAACGUCGUCAUUAACGAUAUUUUCAAGAAUAUACAAAAAGCAGCUAAGGCCAAAUUGAACAAGUAUAAUAGUAUUCCCGAAUUGUACACUCAUCUUGAGAAGAAGAUCUCAACGCUGAAUCUGCAAAUUGGACUUCCGGCUGUAGCGAAAACCGAAACGUUUCAGAAAGAUUACUACACGAGAUUGCAAAUACUGAAAGCGAAUCUGUUCGAAAGCUACAAGUACGGUAUUAUAUUUCUGAAGACGCUGGAUGAGGGCAGACUGUCGAAGAACGGCGCCCUCGAAUACGUGAUCAACGAAGCUCUGAGUGAUCCCUUCAGGGUGCACUACGUUCCGUCCAAUAACACGAUCAUCGUUCCGAGAGUUUUACUCUCAGCCCCGUAUUUCGAAGAUCAAUAUCCGAGUUCAAUAAUUUAUGGGCGACUGGGAAUGGAAAUUGCGGAAGCCGUGGCAACGGCAAUCCUUCCGUUCAAAAGCGCUUGGACAGCGGAAGGAAAACUUCUUUCGUCCUACCACGAAUCUGUCAAUGAAUCAUCCAGACUAAUUAGACACUCGAUGCACUGCUUAACGGAAUUCGCCAAAGACAAUAAUUUAGCGGAAACUAAAAGCGUUAACCUCACGUCUCUCAACACCUACAAAUACUUAUCGUCUCUGAAUCUGGCACGCGACGCUCUUAAAUUUGGAUUAGAAAACGCUGAACACGUGCACCAACCAGCCUUGGAGAUUUACGAAGAUUCCGCACUAUUUUACAUUUCACAUAUACAAAGUUUUUGUUCCCUGUCCACGAAACAUCAAAAUUUGUAUGAUAACGUAGUGGAAUUUCAAUUAUCAGAAGAAUCACUGCUGGAAGUAGCUUGGAAACAGCACGUAGGAAUAUCCGAAGCAUUCAAUUGUUAUUCGCCUUCCGAUAAAUGCAAUGACAUACUUUAAACUUUUUACUCUUUUUCACAAUCUUUUAUCUAUUUCCUUUCUGUUGUUUCUGGUUUGGAGAGCUUGACUAAUUCUUAUAAGAAGUUUUAAAACACAUCUAUUUUUUUUUGUUCAUAG